Trypanosoma theileri is the source of this 1527-nucleotide messenger RNA. RefSeq lists its product as uncharacterized. The coding region runs from base 1 to 1527 and encodes 508 amino acids. Lineage: Eukaryota; Euglenozoa; Kinetoplastea; Trypanosomatida; Trypanosomatidae. The transcript has a single exon. The record is from RefSeq and is a predicted model, not a curated record.
AUGUGGCGCAGACGUAUUUUCUCUUCCGCUGACCUUCUCCGUGCGGCGGUGAGCACGCGGUCUCUUUUUGUACGGGACCUCCGCACACGUGUGGAGAUCACUAAUGGGAAGAAGACAUACCCGGCGGUCCUCCUCUGGCGCUGGAAGAGUGACCGCCAGCGGCAUCUCGUGCUUAGCGUUCACCGCCCCGAUGAAAUUACUGCGGAGGAUGAGUCAUUAUCCCUGUUAACAUCAGCAACAGCAGCAUCUGGGCAGCGUAAAUCGGAGUCUUCCUCAUCAGAAACUCCCACAGAGGCGGAUUAUUUCUUUGGACGUGUCUUUCUCAGACCAUACAAUGUGGCACAGUUUCUUACCGUAUUGGAGGGUACUACCCCACAUCUUGAGUUAGUGAAAGAACAUUCUACACUUCAUCUAGAACCUCUGUCGACUAAUGCUUUAAAACAAAAAGGUAUUCGUGGUAAAAAUCUUCAGAAGAGUAAUGAUGCAAGACCUGCAUUCCCUUUGGCUUUUUCACUUGUGGGAGAAUUAACACUUAAAGUAGCACCUUCUCAAGCUAAACUUAAUACAGAAGAAAAUGAUGAAGAGGUUGGAAAUAAAGACCUUUAUGCUGAUGGAGACGAGAAGGAAGAUACCAUUUCAGGUGCAACCUAUAAUCUAAACGAUCGCCGUACUUUUCGUGCAACUGUAGAAGGGGCGGACCUUAUCCUCAUUAUGAAACAUCUUAACGCUGUCUUGAGUGAUAUGUUUGGUAUUGAACACCAAUAUCACUCUCGGGUGGUCCAUGAUGUUCUUCGUAAGCACAGUAGAGGUAAUAAUUAUUCAUUAACGCAGCAUUCUGGAAAAACUAUUUUAACCCUUCCCCGUUACAGAAGUGAAGUUGAGGAGAAUAAAAUGGAAGAAACUCCUGUAACACAAAAACCAACAGAGAUGACAAACAGUAAUACUCUUAGUGGAACAGGUGUUGCGGCAGCGGCAGCAAUGGCUGGACUCGCUGUUGGAGCCGCAGCCGCAACAGCACUCUCUGCAGACAAAAAGAAUCUAUCAAUGCUUGAAGACGGUAAUGACGAUGUGGACGCAGAAGAAAAUGUGGUGGAUCUAUUUGAGGAUGAUGUUGAAGAAGAGAAUGGGGCGAAAUCCAAAUCAUUAGGGGUUUCUUCCCGUCGUUUUGCCAGUGACAUUGACAAUGAUAAGGAAAAUGAAAGGGAAGAGGGAGUACAGGGAAAGAUUGAUGAAGAAGAGGAUGAUGAUGAUGAAGAAGAGGAGGAAGAAGAAGAAGAAGAGGGUGAGCCUGGUGAAGAUGAAGAUGAAGAGGAUGUUGAAGAAGAGGAAGAAGAUGAUGAUGUGGAAGAGGAAGAAGAGGAAGAGGACGAAGAAGUGGAAGAAGAUGAAGAAGAAGAUGGGGAUGAUAAUGAAGAAGAAGAUGAGGAGGAUGUUGAAGAAGAAGAAGAAGAGGAGGAGGAAGAGGAAGAAGAGGAAGAGGAGGAAAAAAAGAAAACUCCUCCACCAACACCACCACGUCGUCGUUAG